Aspergillus affinis is the source of this 3237-nucleotide messenger RNA. RefSeq lists its product as uncharacterized. Gene Ontology annotation, molecular function: acid phosphatase activity. Lineage: Eukaryota; Fungi; Ascomycota; Eurotiomycetes; Eurotiales; Aspergillaceae. Gene Ontology annotation, cellular component: fungal-type cell wall. The record is from RefSeq and is a predicted model, not a curated record. The transcript is spliced from 11 exons. Bases 1 to 3237 code for a protein of 1078 amino acids.
AUGCCUGCACUCGAAGUUGUUAGUACUGAUAAUGGCAUCCCACCAUUUGGUCCCUACCAGUCCCACGCUAUGAAAUCCAACGGAUUCAUGUUUCUCUCGGGUCAAAUACCGGCCAAACUUGUCGACAGGAAGGUCCAAAUCGUGAAGUCUUCAGCUACCGAACAGGCCCACGCUAUGCUCAAGAAUGCGCAAGUGGUGUUGGAGGCGGCAGGGCCUAGUCUGGGAAGGGUUGUGAGGGCAACGCUUUAUCUUGUUGAUAUGAAGGACUUGAAUGAUGUCAAUCAGGUCUACGCGGAGUAUCUCCCCCAGCGUCCGGCUAGAAGCUGUUUUGAAGCUCCCAGAUUACCGGCCGGGAUUGGCAUGGAGAUUGAUUUGAUUGCUGUGGAGUACCCAGUCGAAAUCGAGGAUAUUGUACCCGAUUCAACCUUGUCCAUAGACACCCUAUACGCCACGGAAGAAGGUUUGAAACAGAAAUCGCCAUGCGACGGUGACGACUGGAAUCUCCUCCACUAUCUAGGCGGCAACGGCCCUUGGAUCGAGAAGAUCGAUGGGGAACAUGUAUCCGAAGGGAUUGGUCCUCCUGAACGCUGUUCAAUUGAGCAAGUGCACAUGAUGUCUCGUCACGGAGAGAGAUAUCCAACUAAAUCCGCAGGAAGUCGCCAUCUUGCGCUUUUAUCCCGUAUCAGAGAGUCAAACGUACCUCUGAACGGCUCACUGUCUUUGCUCAACAAUUGGUCUUAUUUCACCAGUGAGCCUGAGAAGGACUUCGAUCAAUUGACCGCAACUGGGCCAUAUGCUGGUAAACUGCAGGCUUUUACCACAGGAGUCCGCUUCGUGACUCGGUAUGGACAUCUCUUGCAGAAGCACACCAAAACCCGCCUAUGGGCAAGCGAAUGCCAGCGCGUCAUAGAGACGGCCCAACACUUCGCAUCAGGCAUGUUUGGCCUCGACUGGGAAAAGAGCGGAAAGGCCGAGCUCGAGAUUAUCCCGGAAACGUUUGAUCAGCGCGCAAAUACACUUACACCGGGCGAUACAUGCUUGAAGUAUCUGGAAGAUCCUGAAAAGGGACAUGAUAAUGGCAUGAACAUGCGGACUCGUUUCCAAGAAGUGUAUGCCCCGGUUAUCGCGAAACGACUUAUCUCGGAACAAGGUAAUCUUGCCUUGGGAUCUUUUUCUGAUGAGGAGAUCUUCAGCAUGCAAGAGAUGUGCGGCUACGAGACCAUCGCCCGAGGGUCGAGUCCUUGGUGCGAUGUCUUCACCAAGGAAGAAUGGGAAAGUUUUGAAUAUGCUCGCGAUAUCAUCCACUACUAUCGAGCCGGUCCUGGAAACCCAUAUGCCGGUGCGAUGGGAUGGCUCUGGUUGAAUGCCACGACGGCACUCUUACAAUCUGGCCCUGGGGUUGGAGCCAUGUUCUUUAGUUUCGUUCAUGACGGCGAUAUAGCCCCUUUUCUAACUGCUUUGGAUAUCAUGAAAGAUCCUCAAUACGAUCCAUCGCUUCCCAUCACACAUAUAGCACAAGAUCGCAAAUGGCGCACCUCGUCUGUGAUGCCGAUGGGUGCUCGUAUCGUUUUGGAACGAAUGACAUGCCCUUCAACUUCAGCUCAGGGCGAUAAAUCUGAGCAGGAAAACUUUGUACGCAUCAAUAUCAACGACAGAAUUGUGCCGCUACCGUACUGCAGAUCUGGGCCUGGUCAUUCGUGCCCGUUGAAGGAAUUUGCUCGGCAUGUCGAGCGACGGAGGGCAGAGGUGGGAGAUUUCAAGGAGACUGUUUAUGGCCGCCAAAAGUUUUGGAACGCAGUGAACCCGAUCAGCGCUUUUCCUGACCAACCAGCCCAAUUCUCUGUACCAUUUAGCGAUCGUUUUCUGCUGUCCCUUUCAACACUUCCCAUCUCGCUGUUCUCCUUUCUCGAAAAAUUCAAGACUCCUAGCCUACCUUUUCCUAGCAUGGAGUACCACUUCGUGCCCCCCGAGGAGCGCGCAAAAGACGACAAGGGAAAUCUUCUACCAUGGGGAUAUGUCUAUAAAGACGAAGCCCGCAACCCACGACGACCGCCCGAGGAAUCCGGACCCUUUGGACGACGACGAAAUGCUCGCUACGAACAUGCCCGCUCUCGAACACGCACCGGCACGCCCGCGAAGCGCGAGAACCCGAACGUCGCGGAGUUCGGACGGCUGUUUGCCCAGCAGCAGGAAGACGAGAAGAGCCGCACCAACACGCUGCCCAAGUCGUCGUCCUCCUCGAACCUGGACAACCAGCGCAAGCAGACCGAGAAGGUAGCGACCGAGUGCAUCCUCUACGGCUACAAAAGCAAGGACUCGGAGUGGAAGGUUAUCGAUAAGUUCGAGCGCAUCUCCGGCGGCUUCAUCUGUGAGGAUUACCCGCGUACGGACCCCAACUCGUCGGCUGCGUACGCGCAGCUGCUGAGCGGUGGGGACGUGGUGAUCCGCACGAACCUGUCGGCGGAUGCGAACCGGAAGUCGAAGCGCUAUGCGGGCGGAUAUCACUGGAUCAAGGUGACGUUUGACUCCUCGUUGGCGGCCGAUCGGGCUUGCUUUUACUCGCCGCAGGAGAUCGACGGACAUCAUGUUAUCUGUGAGAUGUAUCACGGCCAGGGUCCCGCGGAGGAUGCUCCGAUUCCUGCUACGGGAAAGACGGAUGCUGCGUCGGCGUUGUUCAAGACGAACCCGGCCCGGACGUUGACGACCUCGCAUUCCACUACGUUUUUGCAGACGCAGAAGGGGAAAGAGCGCGCUGCCUCGACGCUCCCCCGGUCCUUUGCUAUGAACAAUCUAUCCACCGUGCCGGACGUCGAGGAGGAUGCUUCGUUCGCGUCCACUAACACCGCCAGCUCGGCGACCGCCACGGGCGUCGACACGAUCAACAACCAGAACGCAUCGUCGUCCCCGGUUCACCAGCGUAACGUCCCCAAGGACGUCCCCGUUCAGCCUCCCCAGGAGAAACCAGAGUCUGAGUUCAUGACGCACAUUCCCACCGUGCGGAGGGCGCAGCUACGGCCUCUCGCCGAGGCCCUGCCGCCUCAGCCAACGGUGACGGAGCGAGUGUUGCGCUCGAUUCCCAUCCUCAGCUGGUUCACGGGCGAUAUCGUCGGCGACGGACCGCAACUGAAAGAGGAUGGCACGUUCGAUUACGAAAAGUCGAACUCCUACUGGCGGUUCUGGAACAUGCUUGAUCGAUUCCUGGGGACGGAUAUCUGUGGACUGAAGGAGGAAUCUUGA